UAGUUGUCAGACAACUGUCAAAUGUCAGAGAAAGUAAAAUUCUUUGUGAAGGGGUAGGACAUUCCAUAUUUUAGUCAAUUAAAUAAAGUAAUUAUUCCCCUUUGUGCAACAAAAGACAGCAAUAUGGAUGAUGACUUACCGACCGAUUUCCAGGUCAUCGUGGUUGGGACAGGUAUGGUGGAGUCCAUUGUGGCCGCUGCUUGCAGUAGGAUACACAAGAAUGUCCUCCACCUGGACUCCAGUGACCACUAUGGGGGUCUCUGGGCCUCCUACAAUUUUGAUGGCCUACAGAAGUUCAUAAAGGAAGUCAACUCUGAUCCAGAGAAGCAAGUUCAAGUUUAUAACUUGAUGGAGCAGUGGUAUAUUGAGAAGGAGUCUCCACCUGAAGAAGAAGGUGAAGCGAAAGAGGAUGGUAAAACAGAACCACCAAAGAAGAUCUGGAGCCAGGCCAGCUUUGCUGCGGAGUACAGGAAGUUCAACAUUGAUAUGACCCCAAAGUUGCUGUUCUCCCGCGGUCCUCUGGUAGAACUUCUGAUAUCAUCUAACAUCGCACGCUAUGCGGAGUUCCGUUGCGUGACGCGUGUUCUGACGUGGCUGGAUGACCACCUGGUGCCGGUACCCUGCUCCCGAGCUGAUGUGUUCGCCACCGAGGCGGUCGGUAUCGUGGAGAAGCGCCAGCUGAUGAAGAUGCUUACUUUGAUCGUCGCCUACAAUGAGGAGGAAAUGAACAAUGAAUUUAAAGAUUGGAACGACAAGACAUUCAAGGAGUACUUAACCCACAAGGGUCUAACGCCAAACCUCAUCCAUUAUGUGCUGUUUGCGAUCGCGGGCGGCACUGACGCAAUGCCGUGUCUCGAGGGCGUGAGGGAGUGCAAGAAGUUCCUCAUGAGCCUCGGCCGCUACGGUAACACGCCCUUCCUCUGGCCCAUGUACGGCAGCGGGGAGCUGCCGCAGUGCUUCUGCAGGUUGUGCGCGGUGUUCGGCGGCGUGUACUGCCUCAACCGGCCCAUAGACUCUGUGGAGACGAAGACCGUGGACGAGGGGAAGACCAAGGUGGUCAUCGAGAGCAAAUCCAAGACCCUCAACUGCGAGCAUCUCGUCAUCGGGAUCAAUGAGUGCCCCAAGGAUCUGGUAUCCCUGGAGUCUACAGAAAGGUGUGACAUAUCGAAGGCGGUGUUCAUCACCAACGGCAGCAUAAUGAAGAGCGAGAAGGAGCCGCUGACGCUGCUGCGCUUCCCGCCGCUGGUAACGGGCGGCGGCGCGGUCACCGUGCUCGAGGUCGGCCCCGCCACCGGCUCCUGCCCUAAGGGACUGUUCGUGGUGUACUUCAUAACGAACAAGGUGACCGACGCCGAGGCCGACUUGCGGCCCUACGCAGAGAAGAUAUUCGACAUGUCCGGCGGAGACCAGACCAGCGAGACUGACAAACCAAAGUGUCUGUGGUCGCUGCUGUACAACGUGAAGGACACGAGCGGCGCCGCGGGCAGCGCGCCCGCCGGCGUGCAUCUCUGCUCCGGGCCCGACGCCGGACUCGACUUCGACCGCGCCGUCGAACAGGCGGAACAGAUCUUCAAGAAGAUCUGCCCCGGCGAGGAGUUCCUGCCGCGGGCGCCUGAUCCUGAGGAGAUCGUGUUCGAGGAUGACGUCACGCACGGACCUGAGUUCCAGCGCGAGGAGGAGGACGCCGACGGCGACGCUAAGGAGUAAUUGCACUCCUUACACCUCUCAGCGUUUUGCAGCGUGUUGCUAUGUUUGUAAGGCUUCUAUAUGAUCAUUCAAACGAUAGAAGUAUUUAUUUGGAAAUAUGCUGGAUAUGGAAAUUUGACGUCAGUGUCACUUAAAAUGUUUAGAAGGAUACUAAAGUAUACCUUCAGUUUUAAUUGAGCAAAACUAAGCAACAAUAUUGACACCACUUUGGUUGUAAUUCGACUGUUCAGUCACAACUGUGCAGUUAAAGCUGAAAGUGUGCUAAUAAGUGGAAUCGGAUUUUUUUAUAGACGCACGCUAGUAAGGAGACAAGCAUUGAUUUAGCAACACACUGAAACAUGCUGAAUAAUUGUAAGCUGUAAUCUCAAUAAGAUUUAUACGCUUUGGUCGCUUGACUCGUGCAUUCCGACUGGUGCGUUGCUAACUUAGAGUUAACGAUGCUAAUUAUUUAAUCACAUAUAACAAUUAGUAACAAAUUUAAUUCACAGUUUAAGGUUUAAAACUUUUUUCGUGACUUUUAAUAUUUGUAGAUUUAUAAUCUGUAGUUACGGAUAUGUCAGGUCCGACCAAUGCUCAGGUUUUAGUUGAGUACCGGCUAGGCUAUCUUGAUAUUUAUGGGCAAGAUUGACUUGUAGCAGUUUGCGGCAACUGAUGUAUUUUAUAUCGAUUCUGAAUAGCAGAGACUGAAGUUUGAGGAUAGUAUUAUGGACGGACGGUUGUAGAGGACUGAUGUUAUUGUAGGUUUUAUGCUACGCUAUGCUCUCUGAUCGCUCAUUUACGCAUUUGGUAUACGCAUUUAUGAAACUCAAUUAUAUAAUCUGUAGUUGACCAUAGGAAAAUUUGCGCAAUUGUAAUAGAUUUUUUUUAUAGCAUUUUAGCUAGGACGCAGUUUUUAAAACGAUAAGCGUAAUGUUUUAGACGCACCAGUCUACAGCAUAGACAGUAGCACGUUUUUAUUUAAUAAUUUAAGUUAUUUAGCACCCUUAAAUGAUAUUUAUUAUGAAAUGUGCAUAAUUAUGCCUUUGCAGCUUAUGCAUGUUAUAUGAAUUCCAUUAAAUUGUGAUUAUUA
This is a messenger RNA of Papilio polytes (common Mormon), 2776 nucleotides long. RefSeq names its product rab proteins geranylgeranyltransferase component A 1 (gene Rep). Gene Ontology annotation, cellular component: Rab-protein geranylgeranyltransferase complex; cytosol; nucleus. The record is from RefSeq and is a predicted model, not a curated record. Gene Ontology annotation, biological process: intracellular protein transport; small GTPase-mediated signal transduction; vesicle-mediated transport. The transcript has 10 exons. The coding region runs from base 124 to 1707 and encodes 527 amino acids. Gene Ontology annotation, molecular function: GDP-dissociation inhibitor activity. Lineage: Eukaryota; Metazoa; Arthropoda; Insecta; Lepidoptera; Papilionidae.